CUAAGAUAUUGCCAGUUUUCAAGAGAUGCAGCAUCGAUGCACGUAAAUAUACGGCACAUCGCGGCUAAGUCUGGCUCCCCGGAUCUACUCAAUGUCCUUAUAUAGUCACCCAGAUUCCUGUUGUGCCAUGGUGUAUUGGCGGCGAAGCACGAUCCAGAAAGGCGUAUUUGACGCAGUUUACGUGCGGUGAUUCAGAACUGUUCUUUCUUGCGAUCAGCUCAUCGUCACAAUGUUCUUUUCAUACCUCUUGGCCUGUGGGAAGUUUGCUGGCCUAGCAAGGGCAGAGUACUACCCAGAAUAUGAACUUGACGAACCGAUGCUGAGGGGGCCUCCUCGAACGAGCUCCUCAGCAAUGCUUCGAUUUGGCUGCUCACAGGUCGUGAUUGAGCGGCUUGAUCCUCUCGUGGAACCGGGCGCGACGCCGUCAUCGCAUAUGCACCAGGUUGUAGGAGGGAACGCCUUCGCUGCCUCGAUGCCUACCACGGAUAUCGCAAAACUCGGGUCCUGCACGACGUGCCAUUUCGAGGAGGAUCUCUCCAAUUAUUGGACAGCGAACCUGUACUUCAAAGCAGGUUUCCGUAUGCUCAGCGGAGAUUCGACCAAGCGCGAGUCGGACAACCUCAGGAACAAGACGCAACAGUGCUACCGCUGCUACACGGCCGAGAACUGGGGAGGGAGCAUGUAUUCUCCUUGCAUGGAUCCCGAGCUGGACACUGAUCACUUUCCGAACCAGCAAUGCGUUGGUGGGAUCCGGUCCAACAUCAUCUUCCCCCAGUACGGUCUAUGUCUAUGUCUCAGAUCAUACCCUGGGUUUAUGGUCUACAACAACUGGGUUUGUGCCAAGGAGGUACUGCGAUCGCAGUUGCAAGGGGUUCCGCGCAUGAACCAGCCCGUAGCCGACGCGUUUUCCGAUCCCGGCACGGUGACAGCAGUCCGGACACCAUCCUCGGAGAAGCACGCCGUGGUCAAGAGAACUCAGAAUGUAUGAUUCGACAAGGGAAGAUCGGCGGCCCACGGGAUGGAUUUUAGCCUACAUUGCUCAGUUGUCCCCUCCCGUCCCGUUAUCGGGGAUAUUAUUAGUCAAGAAAGAUCACGCUCAGGCGAGGCAUUCAGAAAGAGAAUUAUAAAAACCGAUCAGAUGCAU
This is a messenger RNA of Thermothelomyces thermophilus ATCC 42464, 1144 nucleotides long. RefSeq lists its product as uncharacterized. The record is from RefSeq and is a predicted model, not a curated record. The transcript is spliced from 5 exons. NCBI's taxonomy places the organism in Eukaryota, Fungi, Ascomycota, Sordariomycetes, Sordariales, Chaetomiaceae. Bases 230 to 988 code for a protein of 252 amino acids.